Messenger RNA from Brenthis ino (lesser marbled fritillary), 1629 nucleotides. NCBI's taxonomy places the organism in Eukaryota, Metazoa, Arthropoda, Insecta, Lepidoptera, Nymphalidae. The record is from the annotation of a GenBank genome assembly.
AUGUUCUCACAUAAUAACAGAUUCAGCCAUGAGAUUAGUGAGCAUGUAUCUAUCCGUCCUGAGCUACCACGAUUGGUUUUUGAAGAAGUAGCAGAUGAAGAUAAAAUAGAAGAACAAAUUCAAAAUAGUGGUAAUAUAGUUGCUAAUAUUAAAGAUAUAACAUUACAAGAACCAACGCUACCUGAAAAUAGAAUUUUACUAGAUGAUGGAUUUGGAGAACUCAAUCCAGAUCAAGCGAUGCAAUUCCUAGACCGAACUGUAGAAAUGAUGCUUGUACAAGAAACUUCAGUACAACACAGCGGCUUAGAUCUACCUGUGGAUAUAUCAUAUAAAUCCCAAGAUAGAUCUCGACUUAUCCCUCAUGAAGCACAAAUGGAGAGGAUAUCUGAACAUGAUAUGUCAGUGUUUAGAAAAUCUAUGGGUGCAGAAAUAGUGGCAGGUGAUUUAGAAAAAGAUAUCCUUGACAUUCCUGAAAUCCCGCCUCCUAUUGCUCCUGAAUCACACAAUGUGGAAAAAGAAUUACCUGUUGAUGUCACUGAGCGAGAGCCAUUGAAGGGAAAUGAAUUGGAAGAACUCAUGUUGCAGGAUUUAGAACCACAAACAAAGAAAAGGAAAUUGAAGCAAAAAUUGAUAAUUGAUAAAAAAACACGUCUCUCAUCCAGUUUUAUUCGUUCAAGGAUUGAAAAUAACAAAGUUGAAUUGCGUUGUGAGGACAGCGCCGCGGACUUGGCGCCGCUCGUGCUUGCGGCCGGCGCACUACUGCGCGAGGCGGCGCGCGGCGCGGCGCGCCCGCUGGCGGACAUGUUCGCGCGCGCGGUGCUCGCGCGUAGGGACAUAGAGGAACCAUUACCAGCAAAAACGAGAACAUUCCAAAGCCGAUCUAUGCUUGAAAAAAUAGAUGAAGAAGUGGAACCAGUUGAGAGACCAAUUGAUAACGCGCCAGAUCUCUCCAAACAACCACAAAUAUCCGAUAUAAUGCCAUUGGAUAUAUCGGAAAUGCCUACACAAAAAAUAUUAACCGAGUCGCAAGCAAGAAAACGUACUAGCGAAAUAGAGAUAUCGCCAAAAAGACAACGAAAAAGCGGCUUCAUGUCGUAUCGCCUGCACCAGACUCAAGCAGAUAUAUCUAAUAUCGAGGCAAAUAAAGAAAAUGUUCCCGUCGAGCCCACAGAUGUAGAGGCAAAUAAAGAAAAUGUACCAGCCGAGCACCCAGACGUGGACCGUUUGACCGCCAUGAUACAAUCCGCCGGACUCGCAGACCGGGACGAUGUUCAGAACAAACAAGGGAGUGACUCUGAAACACAGCUAGGAAGCUUGGAUAGAACCAAAGUGUCUCUCGGUGAUUCUGAGAGGACUACUGAUUCUAAAAAAUUCAUUCGAGAGGAAUGGGGCACGGCAGGGACGAUGUACAAGAUAUACAAGUACGUGAACAGCGGCGUGAGCGUCACCGUGGACUCCCUCAUGUGCAGGGGGCCUGUCCUGGCGGGGCACAAGCGUCUGAUAGCCGCGCGCUGUUUUACUUCUAUACUGAAACUCAAGCAACAUGGCUUCAUCAUCGUACAUAAAGAUAGUGUUACACAAGAAAUAAUAAAUAUUGAGCUCGGAGAGAAGAUAUUACGCAAACGUAAA